This is a messenger RNA of Lycium ferocissimum, 1682 nucleotides long. RefSeq lists its product as uncharacterized. The record is from RefSeq and is a predicted model, not a curated record. NCBI's taxonomy places the organism in Eukaryota, Viridiplantae, Streptophyta, Magnoliopsida, Solanales, Solanaceae. The transcript is spliced from 7 exons. Bases 109 to 1344 code for a protein of 411 amino acids.
UUUUUCUUCUGGGACACAAAAGGGAAAGUAAGAAUACACAAUGGCUUAUUAUUGGAGAGUGAAGGGAAAGUAAGACUAGACAAAGCAAGUGAUCAUACUCUGCACUGCAUGGCUUACAUUCCUCCGCACAAGAGGCAAACAAAGGGUUCGCCGCCGUUGGAACCAACUCCUGCACCGGAGUCUCUAAUACCUGGUAGCUUCAGGAAAAAAGUAAAUCUCAAUUCGUUUUGGGAUCAUCACAAGAGAAAAAAGGACAAGAUUUUUCGCACAAGCAACGUCGUUUACACUGAUGAUGCCGUCUUGAGAUGGUUCUCCGUUGGCUUGGCUGAUGAUUCUCGAUUUUCGUCUCUUGUGACCCUCCAACCUGUUCCAGUUGACUCCUUUGAGCUAAGAUCAGGCCAAAAACCCCUGUCUUUGUUUUUAACUCAAGGUUGCAGUGAAGGAACAAAUGAGCUUAUAGAUACACCAUGGCUUUUCGUUGCUGCAAAUGUGAAGCAGGACCUACUUUUGUCAUUUCAACAUAUGAAGCGUGAAAUGGAGGAAGCUGAUAUGGCACAAGUAAAGCCCUCUGUAGUUGCCCGUUUUGGAAAAGUUCUCUUUUACGGGAUUUCUUCAGCUUGUAAAGAAUCGCUAAAAACUAACUCAUUGAUUGAGACUACUUUGAGAGAAAUGAAAAGAUCUUUCCAUACGGAUGUUCCUCCUUCAUAUAUGAGUUACAUAGAAAAUCGAGUAGGGGAGAAACUCGGGCUAGAAUAUGUGCAACGGAAAGAAUUAUACUACAUUAAGCUUUCUGAUAAGUUGAGGCCUGAAUCAACUGUUUCCUGCAAAUGUACUGUGUCAAAAGAUCAGAAAAAGAUUCAGCUCUAUAAGAUUGAGUUGAACAGAGUACGCCACAUGGUUGCAGACAUGAGCUGUCUCGGAAAGAGUUCAGACCUAAGGUUAAUUCUAUAUACCAAGAAAAUCAAGAUGGCUUUAUCUGAUGAGGAGAUUAAUGAAAUUAAAGAUCUUAUUGGUUCCGCCAUUAUGGAUUCAGAAGUUCAGGGUGGCUUGAGAUGGCCCUUUGGCAAGAUUUCUUCUGGUGGUCGAUAUGCUGUUAUUGCUAUCGGUCACACAACUUCAAAAUCGUAUAGAAAUUCAUCAAUUAGGGUUAAGCUUCGGCAUGCAGAUCGAUUUGAUUUCAGAUCUUCGAUUGGUGAGGUUACACGGGAGAUUUUCCUGAAAAUGCCUGGAGUUAUAUCCCAGUUACGAAAGCAAAUAGUCGACGAAAGCCGUGUGUUUGAAUUGCUUGAAGACAACCUGAAGUUAAUCUGGGAUCACUGUUUGUUAGAUGGUUCUUCAAGCUGACCAUGUUUGGUUGAAUGGUCUGCAAAAUCUUCUAGAAGUUUAACUUUCACAAGUUGUGUACGGUUGGUGAAGGCAGGCUUAACCUUUUAUUUGCAGUUGUGGGAUGUACAUUACAAGAUGUAGAUUGUUGAGAUAAGAACUAGAGUUCGAACGAAAACGCUGAAAUGUUAUUGCACUAUGUAGUUUUGGAAUGGAACGAACUGAGCAGGGCCUUGGAUGUUAGUAAGGAGCAUUGGUUUUUUUAUUGUAAAUGGAGUCGUUUUGUUGUUGUUAAGCCGUAAUGCAUAGAACAUCUUAUUUGAACUUAUUACAUGAGUUGUAACAUUUCGUUUUACACA